This is a messenger RNA of Funneliformis caledonium, 1497 nucleotides long. The record is from the annotation of a GenBank genome assembly. NCBI's taxonomy places the organism in Eukaryota, Fungi, Glomeromycota, Glomeromycetes, Glomerales, Glomeraceae.
AUGUCUUUGCAUAAAUUAUUGGAAAAUUUUGCAAUUCAUGAUUACUUUUCAUUAAUAGAAUUUCUUGAAUAUAAUCAAAAGAAAUAUGGUGACAUUUACGAAGUUUACUUGGGAGUUCGACGCAUUAUGCUUAGCCGUGCAGAAUAUGCUGAAAAACUAUUGAUGCCUUCAACAAAUAGUCAAUUUAUGAUGAGAUUUCCUUACCACAAGGGAUUUGCAGAAUUAGGAAUGAUGGGAAGAGGGUUGAUUGCGAAUCAUGAUUUGAAAUCUUGGAGAUUUAAUCGUCAAUUUUUUAAUCAAGCAAUUUUUGCACCGAAAUUUACUCAUGAGGCUAUUGAUUGGACGAAUAAACUUUUCAACGAGUUGGAAAGUUAUUGGAACAAGUUAUAUCUUAAAGAGGAAUUCAUUAAAGAAAAUAAAAAUAAAUUGGAUUUUUCCGCAUGGUUAAAUCGUUAUACAAAUGAUAUGAUUAUCGCAUUGACAACCGGUGAGAGAUCUUAUACGAUGGCUGCAUACUUUAACACUCAAGGCGAUGAGAAAGCCGUACAUCCACAAGCGAUCAUUGAUGAUUCUGAAACAUUCGUUCGAGCAUUUCGUAAACACAUUAUAGGAGCACCAAUUUUUAUAUUAUUUCCUCCUUUUGUCAGACAUUACGUUCCAUUUAUUAAGGGUAGAUCGGACGCUUUACUUAAAAACAUUGGAUUCAUCUAUCAAAGAAUGGAGCACAUUAUUAAGAAACGCAGACAAGAAAUUGAGAACACGCCGUUGGAUAAACCUUUAUCACAUGAUAUGCUGACCUCGGUGAUCACGGCGAAUACCACUCGCGACAUCAAUCGAGUUAAAACUGUUGAAGGUGAAGCUAUGGACAGACCUAUGACUGAUCUUGAAAUCCGUGGUAUCAUGUUUGAUGCAUUUAUCGGUGGAACCGAUACGACCGCGAAUAUGAUUACAUUCAUUAUUUAUUAUAUCGCACAUAACCCGGAUGUGAAGAAGAAGAUGUUGGAAGAAAUUGAUGGAAUUUUCCAAGGUGAUAAAACGCGUCCAAUCACCGAAGACGAUUUUCAUAAACUAAAAUACUGUGAAGCGAUCGUAAAAGAAACUGAUCGUGUGCUUCCGGUUUUGAAUAUGGUGGUGAGGUAUUGUCAGGAACCUGAUGAAAUUGCGGGUUAUAAUUGGCCAGCUGGUACAAUGUUUCAUGUGAGCGCCGUUACUAUUCACAAACAUCAUGAUUAUUGGGAAGAACCUGAAAAGUUCAAUCCUGAUAGGUGGAUGGUUAAGGGUUUCGAGCCAAAGAAAUAUUCUUUUAUCAUGUUUGGUGGAGGGUUGAGGAUCUGUCCGGGAAGAAAGUUGGCAAUGAUUGAAUUAAUUUGUUUGAUGGCUUUGUUGUAUAGAAAGUAUGAAAUUGAUUUAGUAGAUAUGGAAUCUCCUCUAAAAACUGUGUCAACCGCUCUAACCGCUUGUCCUGAAUUGUUCGUUAAGGUUAGACCAAGAUUUUGA